AUGGAAUUACCUAAAAGUUUUGUCAAAGAGAAGCCAACUAGCGAGGUAUUUGUACAAAACGUUUUUAAAACCAUACCGGAGGAACAGACAGCUAUAUCUGAGACAUCUAGAUGGAGAACCACGAUGGGUAGUUGUGAAUGUAAAAAAUGUAAAUGA
Funneliformis caledonium is the source of this 156-nucleotide messenger RNA. Lineage: Eukaryota; Fungi; Glomeromycota; Glomeromycetes; Glomerales; Glomeraceae. The record is from the annotation of a GenBank genome assembly.